Molecule: messenger RNA, 1963 nt
Organism: Polypterus senegalus (gray bichir)
Lineage: Eukaryota; Metazoa; Chordata; Cladistia; Polypteriformes; Polypteridae
Gene: vat1
Product: vesicle amine transport 1
Molecular function (GO): oxidoreductase activity
Source: RefSeq, a predicted model, not a curated record
AUGCCGGCGUGCGCAGCCAGGAUUUCCCGCAGAAGCCCCGGAGCCCCGGCGGGCUGCAGAGAUUUCCUGCAGAGCCGCCAACAGCUGCCUCACUGGAACUCCGCUCCGCCACUGCGGCCGAACGCGUUCUGGGGCUCGAGCGAAAGGCUUGGGCGUCGCCCCGCCCACUCGGACAAGCAGCCAAUGGCGAGCCUCGCUUUGCCACCAGGGGUGUGGUCAACACCAAGCCAUUCACAAAGCUGUGAGCGGCUGGUGGCCGGACUGGAGCAGACACGCGACAUUCCCGAGACGGCGGGAGGGCUCGGCGGGUCCACAGCCGGUAAUGAGGGUCGCCCCUCCAAUUGGAGCCCUGGGAUUCAAACCUCUCGGCUUUCAUCGGCAAACACACACACACACACACACACACAAACACACACACGCACAAGGCGCGGACGAGUGACCGCCGAUAUCGUCAAGAGCGCGCGCGGCGCCUUUAAGGUUUCCGGAGCGCGCGUCCGCGCUCGCUCUUCCUGCCGGCCGGUCACGCGCCUCAUUAAGAGCCGCCUGAGAGCAGCGGAGCGCGCGCUUCGCCCGCUGGACGCCGAGUUUGUCCGGAGGCGUCACUCGUUCGCUCGCGCCUUCUUAAAGACGGCCUUCUGUCUUCGGAGUUUUCAUCACUUGAGCAGGGCGUCCUCAGUGCAGGCAGCAUGUCCGGCGAGCAGGCUACAGCAGCGGAGCCUCCCAAAGCAGCAGCAGCAGCAGCAGGAGGAGGAGGAGGACAAGAAGCCGCAGGACGAGACGAAGCUGGAGGACGAGCAGCAGCAGCAGCAGGAGCAGGCGACGGCGACUCCCGCUCAGGAGGAAGCCUCGUACCGCGCCCUGCUUCUCUCCGGCUACGGCGGCUACGACAAAGUGAAGCUGCACACCAAGAAGGGCGCGCCCGCCAAAGCCGGCGAGCUGCUGCUGCGGGUCAAAGCCUGCGGCUUGAACUUCGCCGACCUGAUGGCCAGGCAGGGGCUCUACGACCGGCUGCCCUCCCCGCCCGUUACGCCCGGGAUGGAGUGCUCGGGGGUCGUGGAGGCGGUUGGCGAAGGAGUGAGCGAGCGACAGGUUGGUGACAAGGUUAUUGCGAUGAACAAGUUUGGCAUGUGGCAGGAGCUGGUGGUUGUGCCAGUCAGCCACACUUUCCUGAUGCCAGAUGGCAUGAGCUUUGAAGAGGCCGCAGCCCUGCCAGUCAACUAUGUGACCGCCUACAUGAUGCUCUUCGACUUUGGAAACUUGCGACCAAACCAAAGUGUCCUGGUGCACAUGGCGGCAGGUGGCGUGGGGAUUGCUGCCACACAGCUGUGCCAGACUGUCCAGAAUGUCACCGUGUUUGGCACGUCCUCCUCCUCCAAACAUGAAGUGAUCAAACAGAACGGAGUCGCACACGCCAUUGACUACCGGACCAUGGAUUACGUGGAUGAGAUCCGCAAAAUUUCUCCCAAAGGUGUGGAUGUCGUUCUGGACCCUCUUGGGGGGUCCGACACCAGCAAAGCCUUCAACCUGCUGAAGCCGAUGGGAAAACUCGUCACGUACGGUGCUGCCAACCUCCUGACUGGCCAGAAGAAGAACAUCAUGGCACUGGCAAAGACCUGGUGGAAUCAGUUCAGCAUCAACGCCAUCCAGCUGAUGCACUCCAACAAGGCGGUGUGCGGCUAUCACCUCGGGUGCCUGGACGGCGAGAUGGAGCUCAUUGGCACCGUGAUGAAGACUCUGCUCGAGCUCUACAAGCAAGGCAAGGUCAAGCCCAAGGUGGACUCGGUGUGGCCUUUUGAACAGGUGGGAGACGCCAUGAGACAGAUGCAGGAGAGGAAGAACGUUGGCAAAGUCCUUUUGGUGCCCGAGGUCAAGAAGGAAGAGAAUUAAAGCCAACUGAGUGGUGGUGUGUGGCUGUGGUAAUGAAGGUUUCACUGUCGUCCGCUAAUCUUUGGGACCCCCAUUU